AUGCCCGGGCGCGUGGCCGAAGCUAUCGCAACUCCAGUCCCUUACGGUCUCCGCGUGGACGCUGACCGCAUGGAGGCGUUGAUCGACGGCUUGUCGUUGGUCCCGGCGCUGACGUCUCUUGAUUUUUGCGAUUGCGACCUCUCUUCGUCGGCGGAGCCGCUCAUGGAGACGCUUGCGACGACGUGCAUGCAUCUCGAGACGCUCCAUGUCUGGGGUUGGGAUGCUUUGACGCGGCGUGAGGUCGUAGCUGUCCUCUCUGGCACGCUGAACCUGCCGCGCUUGACGUCGCUGAGCAUGGUGAUCCUGCUCUCUCCCAUGCUCGACGUGCUUCCGGAGCUCGUUGCCGCGGGCCGCCAUCUCCGGACGCUCCACUUGGAGACCAUUUACGAAAAGCCUGGCGGUGUUGGUGAAGGCAAGCGCGCGCUCUGUCGGGCGCUAGCACUUCUCCAGAACGCCCCAUUCUUCAUGGACGCGCUGCCAGAAGACACCGAUGGGUUUGUGGUGCUGCCAGAGCUCGCCAACGCCGGCCAUCCUCUUGGUGCCUAUCCGUAG
Molecule: messenger RNA, 552 nt
Organism: Saprolegnia parasitica CBS 223.65
Lineage: Eukaryota; Oomycota; Saprolegniomycetes; Saprolegniales; Saprolegniaceae
Exons: 2
Coding region: 1-552 (183 amino acids)
Source: RefSeq, a predicted model, not a curated record